UAUUGGCCACUCAGACGAGACAUUCGCCCCAGGCUUGCGCAUUUUGGACAUGAAUAAUAUAGCGUAUGCGUGGAGGAGCCAGCUUUCAAAAUGGCGGGUAAGCGUAAGUGUCCCGAGAAAGGGUUGUUUAAAACUUUAGAAGACGGCUUAGUUGGUAUACAAGGGAAAAGAUUCAAACCAAAAAAGAAAAUAUCAAUAAAGAGCAAAUUUAUUCGAUCGAAAGUUUCUCAAGCUGUGAUUGGUCGAGCAACCCGUGAUUCUGAGACGAUAAUCUACGCUGCAGCGGAGCACUGAAGAGGUGAUUAUGAGGUAUUGUAAAGUUUUCCAGAUCGGAAGUAACCAGGUAAAACUCUGAUAUUCAAGUCUGUUAUACUAAAUACUCGAAGACUCGCGGCUCGGUAAAUAUUCCACCGAUAAUCACUUCGCCUUCGGCGAAUAAUCGUUAAAUAUUAUUUAUCGUGAGCUCGGCAAGAGUACAAACAUGUAGUAGAAAGUGGAAAGUUUACAGACAGAACGAUAACAGAAAAUAGAUCAAACAUUCUUCAUUUGCUUGUAAGCAUUUUAGCUUUUGUGUUUAGGAAUUUAUAAUGGUAACUGAAAUGAAUGGAGUGAAAGUUGUGAUUUAACUGCUGAGAUGCAAUUAGAUUGAAAAUUUUGCUAGUGAAUUUCAACAUUCCAACAUUGUUUCGGUCAGUGUUAACUAGUGGAGUUCGAGAAGGCGGUCCAACAAGAAACUCAUGAGUCUUGAAGAAGUGAAGUGAAGUGAAAACUGCCUUCCUUCGGCUACACUGUUACUUAAAAAUAGUUCAAGGAAAGUCCAGCUUUUCCAGAGACAUUAUCAUGUUUAUUUUUAGUGCCAAAUAUCAUCAACAGCUGACUAAGUCCCUGAAAGCAUGGCGAAUGUCUUAAGGUACCUGAAGAGACCGGCCCAUCUUUCCAGUUUGGUUUUCAUUAUCGUUAUUACCCUGGUGAUCAUCACUUACAACAUAUCUACCGUGUGGAAAAGUAUUAACUUAUCAGUGCGCACCGUUAUUGAAGAUUACCAUGGCAACUACCACGACAUUAAGAAGACAUCAGGUCAGAAAGGAAGCAAGAUUGACGACAAUGAACGAAGAGACGACAGAUCAAGCCAUCAAACACAUGAAGAAAUUCUUUCCAAGCGACAAGAAAGAAACCCCUUUGAAACCCAUAUAUGGGACGAAAGAAACAGAUUAAGAUUAUGCGGCAGUGAAUGGCAAGAUAAGUAUGCUCGACUACAUAGUGACAUGGUAGCGUCCAGGAAGAAUGAAAAAUACCUGGCAUACACAUGUCCAGGAAACAGACAAGGCUGCUGUGGAUAUGGCAAUAGAUUACGUGCAGUGGUAUCACUAUUCUACCUAUCUAUAUUGACGGGUAGAGCAUUCUUAAUCAACUGGCAGACACCGGAGCCUAUAGAGAACUAUUUGAAGCCCAAGAGGAUUCUGUGGAAUCAUUCAAGUCCACUUGACAUAUGCACAGGCCUAGAGACGCGCCGUCAUUACUGGGGAACAGCCAGUGCAGAGAUUCGGGAAGCUGAAGGCUGGAUAAUACGAGACAGUAAACACUUUAAAAACUGGUUUACAAGGACAAAUUUGAGCAGUUAUUUUGAUGCUCCGAUUGAAGAAGUGACUACUAUUUAGUAUUUUGUCGAGGGUGGGGUUAAAAACAACCCAUAUCUUAUGCGCCGAGCAAAAGAAUUAAACAUCACGCCAUUGAUUUCUACUGGGCUUCCUAAAUAUGCCCUCAUCGGUUGCGCAUUUGAUUUCUUGUUUGAAAAGUCGCGCGCGGUGGAGCAUCUCCUUCAGUUGUGGAAAGACAAAGUACGUGAGGCUGGUGGACCGACCAUUGGUGUGCAUAUAAGGACAGGGGAUCUACAGUUUGACUAUUUUUCUCGUGAGGACGAAAGAAUUAAUAACCUCAAAAACCUUACAAGACUUAAUGGAUUCUUCAAGUGCGCAAGACACGUAGAACAAACCGUUUUCAAGUUCAAUGAAAGCACGAAUAACGCKCUAUGGUUCCUGGCAACAGAUAACAACCGUGUGAAGGAAUAUGCCAGGAAAAACUUUCCAGGGAAAGUCGUCACCACCAACCUGACGAUACAACACCUGGAUAUUUUACAUAAUACAACAAUCUUAAAUGAUACAAUCGAGUGUAACUUUACGACUGGAUUCAAUGGUUCAGCAUUUUGUUACAAUGUUGUACCAUUUAAUAAGACUCUGUUCUGUGCCAAUCGUACAAAUCACACCAAGAUCAACGAUAAUAGUACGAUAUUCAACGAUACUCAUCAAUAUGCAAAAGAAAAAAGGAAAAUCAACGACGCGCAAAGAAACAUGACAAGCCAGAUCGCCUUGCAUCAACAAAAUACCUUUGCAAAACGACACAAAAGAAACCCCUUUGAAACCCAUACAUGGGACAAGAGUAACAGAUUAAGAUUAUGCGGCAGUGGAUGGCAAGAUAAGUAUGCUCGACUACAUAGUGACAUGGUAGCGUCCAGGAAGAAUGAAAAAUACCUGGCAUACACAUGUCCACCGGGAAACAGACAAGGCUGCUGUGGAUAUGGCAAUAGAUUACGUGCAGUGGUAUCACUAUUCUACCUAUCUAUAUUGACGGGUAGAGCAUUCUUAAUCAACUGGCAGACACCGGAGCCUAUAGAGAACCAUUUGAAGCCCAAGAGGAUACUGUGGAAUCAUUCGCCUCCGAGUAACGUAGAAACGCGCCGUCACUACUGGGGAACCGCCGGCGCGAAUAGCCUUGAAGCUCGAGGCUGGAUAAUACGAGACAGUAAACACUUUAAUAAUUGGUUUACAGAGACAAAUUUAAGCAGUUAUUUUGAUGCGCCGAUUGAAGAAGUGACUACUAUUUGGUAUUUUGUCGAAAGUGGGAUUAAAAACAACCCAUAUCUUAUGCGCCGAGCAAAAGAAUUGAACAUCACGCCAUUGAUUUCUACCGGGCUUCCUAAAUAUGCCCUCAUCGGUUGCGCAUUUGAUUUCUUGUUUGAAAAGUCUCGCGCUGUGAAGAACCUCCUUCAAUUGUGGAAAGACAAAGUACGUGAGGCUGGUGGACCGACCAUUGGUGUGCAUAUAAGGACAGGGGAUUUGCAGUUUGAAAACUUGCCUCCUAAGGACGAUAGAUUUAAUAACCUCAAAAACCUUACUAGGCUUAAUGGAUUCUUUAAGUGCGCAAGACACGUAGAACAAACAGUUUUCAAGUUCAAUGAAAGCACGAAUAACGCGCUAUGGUUCUUGGCAACAGAUAACAACCGUGUGAAGGAAUAUGCCAGGAAAAACUUUCCAGGGAAAGUCGUCACCACCAACUUGACGAUACAACACCUGGAUAUCUUACAGAAAAACGUAAAGUGUAGGGCUCACGUAAAUGGUUCGAAAUUAUGUAACAAAUCAGUUAAUACGUCAAAUACUCAUCAACAUACAAAUGGUAUCAUAGCAAUGCUGGUUGAACAUUUUAUUCUCUCCGAAUGUGAUUUUCUCAUUAUCUGCGACAGCAGUUUUAGCUCUACAGCGGUAGGUCUAAGCAUGCGCGGUGGUGAGUCGUUUGUUUUUGGUGAUCGUGACUGUCUCGACUACACACGAGCACAAAACCUGAGAAAAACGAUAUUUUUUUAGGAAGAAAAGAUCCAUCAAAUAAUAGAUUAAAGAAAUGCAAAGGAAAUUUAGACGAAUACUCAGGUCUUAGAACAAUUAAUAUAACAGAUGUGGAAGUAUGAAAGUGCUGUUUUUAUCGGAGAUGUUUUGAGGUGAUUUGUUUAUGUUUUGAUUCUUGUACUAAGGAUGCAUUGAUUUAUGACUAGUUUAAAAAUGUUUCAAGAUGCCUGGCAAAAUUAAGUCACCAAAAUCUUGCGGUGCAUGUGAUGUCAUACUCUGUCACCACGUUGGUUAACUUGCAGCCAAUUAUCAGGGAAGGUGUCAAUACCUCAUAAUUUUUUCUCAUAUCCUUGCAUUAUAGACUUGAAUUUAGUCUUUCUUCUUUUUCUUGGCUCCAAUAAAUUGUUCAUAAGCGAAUUCAAGCAGAGACUUUUCCUUGAUUAGCACUGCAACAGCCACCAAGAGGAGACAAACAGCUCCUAUGCCAAUGUGAAGUAUACGAUAGAACCAGCCAUGAUUACAGCACAGUACCCUUUCAGAUAAUGCAGUAAUGAUGCCUGACAAUGCAUACGUCAAUAAAACUAAGUAGGAAGGGAAGAUCCCUCUGAGUGGCUGAAGAUCUGGAGUUGAUUUGAAAUACUUGAGGAUAAAUGACAAGCUGUAAUAAUUGAUAAUAAGAUCAAAAUAAAUAUUAAGGUGUAAAUUU
This is a messenger RNA of Actinia tenebrosa (Australian red waratah sea anemone), 4323 nucleotides long. RefSeq lists its product as uncharacterized. The record is from RefSeq and is a predicted model, not a curated record. Lineage: Eukaryota; Metazoa; Cnidaria; Anthozoa; Actiniaria; Actiniidae.